Messenger RNA from Aspergillus ruber CBS 135680, 993 nucleotides. Its product is annotated as SIMPL domain-containing protein. Gene Ontology annotation, biological process: DNA damage response. NCBI's taxonomy places the organism in Eukaryota, Fungi, Ascomycota, Eurotiomycetes, Eurotiales, Aspergillaceae. The record is from RefSeq and is a predicted model, not a curated record. The transcript has a single exon. The coding region runs from base 57 to 716 and encodes 219 amino acids. Gene Ontology annotation, cellular component: external side of plasma membrane.
CUCUUCUAUCAUUCUAUUUUUCAACUUUACUGGUUUCAUUCUCAUAAUCUAGAAAAAUGACACCAAUCACAGUCAACGUCACAGGCUCCUCCACCAUCCAUCAACCUCCAGAACAAGCCGUAUUGUUCUAUCACGUUCAAUCCGAGGGUUCAUCGUCAGACACUGUCUCCAAAGAAGUCACAGCUGCCUCCAACCAGCUACAACAAAUAUUCAAAGAUCUAAAAUCAGACUCACUAUCCCCAGCCCCAGUGGCAGCAUUCUCAACCAGUUCCCUCCGAAGCUGGUCUGGGCGACCCCGAGACCGAGACGGAAACCCUGGUGAACGAGUUCAUUACGCCCAGCUGCGGUCCGAAGCUACAUUUCGUGAGUUUAAAAAACUAGGCGAAGUGGCUGGUCGGCUCGCAGCAUAUCCAAAUGUUGCCAUCUCCAACAUUGAUUGGCGACUAACGGACGAGACCAAACAAGAGCUCGGGUCCAAAACGAGAAAAUUGGCAAUGAAAGAUGCCAUUCAGAAAGCAUCUGACUAUGCUGAGGUCAUUGGGCGAGAGGUGAAUCCGGUUGAGAUUACGGAUAUGGAAUCUCCAGGGUUGCACUCGCCGAGGUAUAUGACGGCCAUGGCGGCGUGUCCUAUGGAGGAUGAACGCGAGGAAUUGGAUCUUACGCCACAGGAUGUUGAAUUGACUAGUUCCAUUCAGGUCAAUUUUCGUGGAGAGUAAACAAAUUAAGGGGCAUUCAUUUGGAGUGCUUCACUGCUAUCUGCAUAAAUAUUCAUGCGUAUUCUUGCUUCUGAGCAAAAACAAAUCGGUGCAUCAUAUCUCUUUAAAUGCUAUCGUUUGGCAGCAAUAUGUUAAGAACUGUGUGUAUAUAGAUGGUUACAUGAAGACACGCUGUAAUCAUCUAUCCAUUUGGUACACAGGAAUGAUGUAUGCUCUUCUUGCAAACAUGCUUUGUUUAGUUAUCUAUUAAACAUGGCCGGCUAUCUUUCACGUUCCU